GUGUUUUUGUCCAUCUGCUUUUACGCAGAGGAUUUUUGCGUAAAAGGCGCAACGGUGCGCACUGGAGCUCGUCACUACAGUCUGCUACAGUCUAAGUGGAGUCUGUUUGACAGCAUGAUAAGGCUACAGUGUGGCAGUCGGACUCCAACUCGGCCUUCAUGAGCCCGUUGGCCGCGCUGCUGUGGCUCGGACGGGAUCAGACCGACGCGGCGCAGAUGGUGGCAAACCUGAGCGCAGCGCAGGAGGCGGGGACAGCGACCGCGGCACUGCACAACCUGCCUGCCCUGGUUUUCGGGGUGCUGCUGAUCGUCGUCAUCAUCUGCGGCAACUUGAUGGUGUGUCUGAGUGUGUUCGUCGAAAAGGCACUGAAAACCACCACCAACUAUUUCAUCGUGAGUCUGGCAGUGGCGGAUCUGAUGUUGGCGGUGCUCGUGCUGCCGCUCUUCGUCUAUUCGGAGUUCCAGGAUGGUGUAUGGACCCUCAACACUACCAUCUGUGAUGGUCUCAUGACGAUGGAUGUUAUGUUGUGUACUGCCUCCAUCUUCAAUCUCUGCGCUAUCAGCAUUGACAGGUUCAUCGCUGUGUCAAUCCCACUCAACUACAACAGGAAGCAUGUGGACCUGCGGCAAGUUGUUUUGCUGUCGGCCACCUGGAUCCUGGCCUUGGCUGUAGCCUCGCCAAUCAUCUUUGGCAUCAACAAUGUCCCAGGCCGCGAUCCGAGGGAAUGUAAACUAGAGAAUGAUGACUAUGUUCUGUAUUCUUCCGUCUGCUCCUUCUUCAUCCCCUGCCCUAUCAUGCUGCUGCUGUACUGUGGCAUGUUCCGCGGCCUGCGACGAUGGGAGGAGGCACGUAAAGCCAAGCUGAAGGACAGCAUCCAGGCGUGCCGCAAGCUGCAGGAGGCCACAGCCACGUUGCCUCCUCUGGCUUCGCUGCCACCUCUGCUGCCUCCCAUUAUAGAGCGAGACCCAGCAGAUACUCUCGAUGAAGCAUCCACCCUGCAGUCCCCAGACCUGCCCCCGAACUCAACAGAGAACAAAGACGGCCCUGUGCCAGCGGUCAGUUUUGCAGAGAUUAAGUUCAACCACGACCCGCGCAGAAGAAAAAGGGCCAAGAUCAACAGCCGCGAGAGGAAGGCUAUGAAGGUGCUUCCUGUCGUUGUGGGUGUCUUUCUAUUCUGCUGGACUCCUUUCUUUGUCCUCCACACAAUGCGAGCACGCUGUCAAGAGUGCCACAUCCCGCCAGCCCUAAUGAGCGUGGUGACGUGGCUGGGCUAUGUCAACAGUGCCCUGAACCCCAUCAUAUACACUGUCUUCAACACUGAGUUCAGGAACUUCUUCAAAAAAGUCCUCCAGCGCUGUUGCUCCUAGAACUACUGGAGUGGACGCUGCUCCAUGGACCAUUCUUAAACGCACAACAGCUGCAAGAGAUGCUGCUGACUGUUGAUAUACUGUCUUUAGUCUGUUUAUGUUGCCAUGGUUUCCUUCCUCUGUGAGGUUUUUAUUUUUCUACAUUUGAUGACAGCAAAGUCUGUUUGAGCUUCAUGUUUCAUGUGAAGAAGCUAUUCUCUUAGUCUGUAAGGUGGAUCAAUAGCAUUUUUGCCAUAUACAACUUAUUUUAUAUGUUGAAACUCAUCUUUUCAGAAUAAAUGUUUUUGCUAAAAAUACACAUUAAUAAGAAUAGUCUCUUUCAGAGUUUGAGGCCCGCUUGAGAAAAUGUUGACGAGUGCACAGAUGAAUCCAAGAUGUAGGUGGAAGCAGACGGGCCACCAUUACAUCGUCAUAAAAUCAUUUGUAAGCCCUUUUGCCAGGAAAGUAGUUGAAAAUGUAGUCAUCAAAUGCCACUGAAAGGUUUUAAUCUGCCAUGGUGGAGUGGGAUGUAGUGAGGACCCAAAUGCAGAUAGAGUGAGCUGGAGUAUGGACAAAAAGCCAGCUGUUUAUUUAGGCUGGUAACCCAAUAGCAAAACCAAAUGGAAAUCAGCAUGAUCAAAACUGGAGCACUAGGGAUUCUAGGGAAUACAUGGGAUUUAGGAAUUUUUACACACAAAAAUAAUCUCAUUAAUAACUCAAAACACCAUAAAUACAAGAAUCUAAAAAUAAAUCCAACACUUGAGCAGAAACCCAGGGUCCAUGGCAAUAAUCCUCUUAACCUCCCAAAGCUAAGUUGUUUUUGUUUUUGUGUUGUUCUUGAGUGUUAAACUGUUCACACCACACAUUACACAUCUAUUCCAUUAAAGUCAUAACAACAGACUUUAUGAUUCAAGUCAUCAGGUAGCAGGUAAU
Molecule: messenger RNA, 2279 nt
Organism: Neolamprologus brichardi
Lineage: Eukaryota; Metazoa; Chordata; Actinopteri; Cichliformes; Cichlidae
Product: D(4) dopamine receptor-like
Biological process (GO): negative regulation of cytosolic calcium ion concentration; regulation of dopamine secretion; negative regulation of adenylate cyclase activity
Cellular component (GO): plasma membrane
Molecular function (GO): G protein-coupled receptor activity; dopamine neurotransmitter receptor activity, coupled via Gi/Go
Source: RefSeq, a predicted model, not a curated record